ACUUAAAAACAAAUGAAAACUAACGCUAAAACUUAAUAGCAGUUAUAUGCUCCGAGUGCAUAGUUUAAACUAUUUUAAUUUCAUAUUAUAAUUGUGAAACCAAAAUGAAUCGACACCCACCUCCUGAUCAUAAAAGUCGUGGAGAGCCGCAAGCAGAAUUAGAAAGUCAAUUUAUCUUAAGAUUACCCCCGGAUUCAGCGAAAGUCUUAAGAGAAACAUUGAGAAGUGGAGCUCCCAUAAAAGAUAGACUUAGUAUUAAAUUAGAAAAUGAUAUGCGAUAUGGCGAAGUAAGAUUAGAUCAUUGGUUACUGCAUGCUAAGGUGGUUGAUUUGCCUACCAUUGUAGAAUCUUUAAAAACUAUCGAUAAUAAAAGUUUUUAUAAAACAGCAGACAUAUGUCAGAUGUUAAUAUGCAAAGAAGAGGAUGAUCAUACUACUACAGAUGAAGAAUCACCUAUGAGACAAAAGAAAAAAGAUCCUAACAAGGUUGAUAAGAAAUUUUUAUGGCCACAUGGUGUAACACCACCUACAAAGAAUGUAAGACGUAGAAGAUUCAGAAAAACUUUAAAGAAAAAGUAUGUAGAAGCACCAGAAAUAGAGAAAGAAGUAAAAAGAUUAUUAAGAGUUGAUAAUGAAGCAGUCAAUGUUAAAUGGGAAGUGAUAUGCGAAGAUGAGGACCAAUCUAAGCCAAGUAAAGUAUCAUCAUCUGGAACUGUUAAAUCUAGAAGGGAUAAUAAUAAUGGUAACACAUCACAAAGUUUAGAUGUCGCUGAACAUGAUAUAUUUGGUGAACCUGUGAGUGAUAGCGAAGAUGAUGAUGAAGAAGCAAACAUUAAUGUUAUGGAACUAGAUGAAAAUAGUAGGCUGUCAGGUGAUAGCAGGGCAACUGAUUCUAAUUCCAUGCAGGCUGCAUACUCUGAACGAUCGAGUAAUAAUGCAACUACGAGUUGUGGCCUUGUAACAGAAUUUAGUAAAGAAAUGUUCCAAAAUGAAAACAAUUCCGAAGCUGAUGGAGAAAAACCGACAGACACAGCAGAACUUAAAGUUCCAAAAUUAGAACAGUUUCAUUCAGAAUAUAUUAUUCCUGACGAUUUUUCGGAAUCUCCAUCUAUUUCGAUGCCUAAAGAUUCAUUACAAACGAGACUUGCCACGCUUCAUGCUGAAUUAGGAGAACUGCGCCAACGAAGACAGCAGCAAGAGAUUGAAAUUGCGAAUAUAGAGAAUGUUAAACUUAGACAGAGAUUUCAAGAAAUAUUGGAUAAUUUGUUAACUCAAGAAAUGCAGAAAGUGCACGAGAUUCAAGACUUGGAAUUGGAAUAAAAAUGAACAGUUAUUGUUCGUUCGAAUGUUGAGGAUUCCUAAAUAGUAUUAAAUCAAAAAAAU
Molecule: messenger RNA, 1382 nt
Organism: Polistes canadensis
Lineage: Eukaryota; Metazoa; Arthropoda; Insecta; Hymenoptera; Vespidae
Gene: Taf7
Product: transcription initiation factor TFIID subunit 7
Exons: 7
Coding region: 105-1319 (404 amino acids)
Biological process (GO): RNA polymerase II preinitiation complex assembly; transcription initiation at RNA polymerase II promoter
Cellular component (GO): transcription factor TFIID complex
Molecular function (GO): RNA polymerase II general transcription initiation factor activity
Source: RefSeq, a predicted model, not a curated record